UCAACUUUGGAAAUUCGUCGAAUUAUCAUUUGACAUUUUUAUUUCUGACUUGUGCAAUUCAUUCCAGCUUUGGCAGGCUGUACAGCUUUUAGGAAUUGUAUUGGCCUCUGUUGUUAUUUUUCUACUCUGAUGUUGAAAAUAUCGCAAUUUCAGAGUAUUUAAAUGGAGAAUGAAAUGCUUGUUACAUCUAAAAAUAUAACAGGAAAUGGAGAGAUUGACCGUGGAAUUAAUGAAUGGCUUCGAAUGGACAAGAACACCAAGACUGUAGCGGAGGUAAAGAAACUUAUAUCUGAUAAAAAUCAUGAUGAGCUGCACAAGCGAUUCUGUAGCCGAAUAUCUUUUGGAACUGCUGGCCUUCGAUCAAAAAUGGGUGCUGGCUUUACGUAUAUGAACGAUUUGACUGUAAUUCAGGCUUCACAGGGGCUUUGCAAGUAUGUUCAGGAUCUGUUUUCUAACGUUAAGGAGAAAGGCAUUGUUAUUGGUUUUGAUGCAAGACAUAACAGUGAAAGAUAUGCAUUUUUGGCUGCAACUGCAUUCUUGAGUCAAGGAAUUAAAGUGCAUUUAUUUGGAAAAAUAGUGCCAACUCCUUACGUGCCUUACACCGUCAAGAAAUAUAAAUGUGCUGCUGGAGUCAUGAUCACUGCUUCACAUAAUCCAAAAGAAUACAACGGUUAUAAGGUGUACCUUGAUAAUGGUGCACAAAUAAAGUCGCCACACGAUACACAUAUUUCCAGAUGUAUUCAGGAAAACCUUGAACCUUGGGAAUCUUCAUGGGAAAUAGACCUGAUUAAGACCAGUCCUCACAGAACUAAUCCUCUUGAGGAUAUAAAUAAUUUGUACUUUGAAGAUAUUAUGAAACUAUGCCAUUACAGAAAUGUGAUGGAGUCAAGUCAGCUGAAAAUCACUUACACGCCAGUUCAUGGCGUUGGGUAUGAGUAUGCCAAGAUGGCUUUUGCUGCUUUUGGUCUUAAGCCUUUUGUUUCUGUCCAAGAGCAAAUUGAACCAGAUCCAGAGUUUAGCACAGUUAAAUACCCUAAUCCAGAAGAAGGUAAAAGUGUUCUGGAUUUGGCUGUAAAAACCGCAAAUGAAAACGGCAGCACACUGAUAUUGGCAAAUGAUCCUGAUGCUGAUCGUCUGGGAGUUGCUGAAAAACAAUCAAAUGGUACUUGGAAAAUCUUUUCUGGAAACGAAAUUGCUACUUUGGUUGGCUGGUGGUUGAUGGAAUGUCAUAAGAAGAGUCACCCGAAUGAUAUGCCAGGUCAAAACGUUGCAAUGGCUGCCAGUACAGUGUCCUCACAAAUUCUAAAAACUAUGGCGAAAAUGGAAGGAUUUCUUUAUGACGAAACACUUACUGGGUUCAAGUGGAUAGCAAAUAGAGCCGAUGAAUUUCUGUCGAAAGGAAAGACAGUACUUUUUGCUUUUGAGGAAGCUAUAGGUUUUAUGUGUGGCACUUGUGUACUGGACAAAGAUGGUAUUAGCGCAUGUGUGGUUUUAGCUGAGUUGGCGUGUUUUCUUGCCCAAAAACAAGUAUUAUUGACUCAACAGCUGCAGAAUAUAUUUGACAAAUAUGGCAUUCACGUUACCUUCAAUGGCUAUUAUCUCUGUUAUGAUUCAAAAACUAUUGUAAAAAUAUUUCAAAAUAUCAGAAUCAUGAACAAAGGCGAUUAUCCAAAUUUUUGUGGAAAGUAUCAAAUCGUUGGUUUGCGAGAUCUCACGACGGGAUUCGACAGCAUGCAACCUGACAAGAAAGCUACUCUUCCUGUGAGUUCUUCAAGUCAGAUGAUUACAUUUUAUUUUGAUAAUGGUUGCACUGCUACCCUAAGAACCAGUGGAACUGAACCGAAGAUCAAAUACUAUUCUGAGUUGAUUUCUGAUCCUAGUAAAAGAGAAAAUAAAGAAGUUUGCGAAGGAAAAAUUAAAGAUGUGGUGAAUGUAAUAGUUCGCGAGUUCCUAAAACCUGAGGAAAACGGUUUGAUACCAAUGGCGGAUUAAUUCAUUUAAGGAGUAUUGAUGGAUUCGACGUGUGUGGAGGUGGUAAUGUAUGAUAAAACAACGCAUAAAUUCGGUCUGUAGGCUAUUCCUGAUUAUUAAACGAAAAUAGAUCUGGAACUAUUACUCUUGCAAUAGCUGUAUUGUUUUUGUCUUAUUGUGUUUUAAAAAGUAUAACUGCGUUUCUUUGAAUUUUCAUGUAUUUUUAGUUUAUAAUUUAGCCUGAUGAUUAUUUUGGUUGUGAUAAUAGAUAGAAAUAAUUUUAUCUAUAAAGGACCUCGGAACCGGGUAACCCCCCUUAUCUCCUUUUCUCACUGGCAAAAAUUCAGCAUGUGGCGAAAGUUACUCCCCAUUCCCCGUUUGGAAACAGUCACCGCUGUUUAAAAAGAUAACCAGUCUCAAAAACAUGAAAAUUGCUUUUCGAAUUUCUAAUGCAAGGACUUUUUGUGCCAGAUCUAUUUUUGUAAAUUUUAUACGUGGUAAUGUAAUUACCGACAGGUAUAAACCUACAUAGCAGUCUAAUAUAUAAAUAUAUACACAUAUAUACAAAUAUAUUAAAUUUUAAUGUAUGAUGUCAGCAUACUAUAUGCUUCUUACUAAAAACUCCCUACUUCUAAAUCGUAAAGCAAAAGCAAUAUUUAUCAUUUUCUUUUUCUGAUUAACUAAGUUCAUCAGUCAGGUCGAUUUCAUCAUAGGUUUUCGAACUAUCUGUCCUUAUUUUUACGAAUAACAAAGGUUAAGCAUAAUUUGCUUUUCUAAACUGCUAGCAUUUAAAAUGCUUAUUUGUACGUGUAAUUCGCACACCUAAAAAAAUCACAAAUUAUCGUUUUAACUUCUAAGAUAUUAAGCCACAUAUAUAAACUACUUCAAAAUGAACUGAGAGUUACGUAUUUGUAUAGAAAAAUAACUAAAAAUUUUUGAUACGUCCAUACUUAUCGAUAUUCAACUCUUGUGAAUAAAUCUGAAAAUGCAUAGAUGAUUGGAGAAGAUACAUAUAGUGUUUGUUGUUUUCAUCAUAGGACUUUUCAUGGGAUUAUUAAACAUAUCACUUUUUGAGAGAACAACUGAAAGUGAAUAAUCAUGAAAAAGUUACGUAUUUUCGUAUCAUUUAUAUUUUUACGAACGUCAGUGCUAUUGACGUUUUAUCUGUCGUAUAUACAGUAUGUUGAUAAAAUGUUUAAUCAAA
This is a messenger RNA of Xenia sp. Carnegie-2017, 3175 nucleotides long. RefSeq names its product glucose 1,6-bisphosphate synthase-like. NCBI's taxonomy places the organism in Eukaryota, Metazoa, Cnidaria, Anthozoa, Malacalcyonacea, Xeniidae. The record is from RefSeq and is a predicted model, not a curated record. Gene Ontology annotation, biological process: carbohydrate metabolic process; purine ribonucleoside salvage. Bases 163 to 1992 code for a protein of 609 amino acids. The transcript is spliced from 19 exons. Gene Ontology annotation, molecular function: phosphopentomutase activity; magnesium ion binding.